AUGGAAACACCGUCGAGAGUGGAAGCAGUUGCCAAAGGCGGCUUACCUCAGGUCCCUUCCCAAUACAUUCAGCCAACGGAUGCUCGACCUAAUCUCCACCACGCCGGCGAUACAGCUCCAAUCCCAACCGUCGACCUAUCCAGCUCCGAUUCCGUGAGGGAAGCCAUCGGCAACGCUUGCCGCAACUGGGGAGCUUUCCACGUGGUCAACCAUGGCGUCCCCAUCCAUCUCCUUGACCGGAUGAGAGCUUUAGGCCUCUCCUUCUUCCAGGACUGUCCCAUGGAAGAGAAGCUCCGCUACGCCUGCGACUCCAGCUCCGCCGCAUCCGAGGGUUAUGGCAGCCGCAUGCUGCUCGGCGCAGAGGACGACGUCGUUUUGGACUGGAGAGACUAUUUCGACCACCACACUUUCCCUCUCUCUCGCCGCAACCCUUCUCGUUGGCCGCUUCAUCCUCCUGACUACAGAGAAGUUGUGGAAGAAUAUGGUAAUGAGAUGAAGAAACUGGCUCAGAAGCUAUUGGGGAUAAUCUCAGAGAGCCUGAGCCUUCCUAGUUCAUCCAUAGAGGAAGCUGUUGGUGAAAUCUAUCAGAACAUCACAAUGAGCUAUUACCCUCCUUGCCCUCAGCCUGAGCUCACUCUUGGACUCCAAUCCCAUUCUGACAUGGGAGCCAUUACUCUCUUGAUUCAAGAUGAUGUUGGAGGACUUCAGCUUUACAAGGAUUCUCAAUGGCUCACUGUUCCUCCUGUCUCUCAUGCCAUUCUCGUUCUUAUAGCCGAUCAAACCGAGAUCAUAACCAAUGGCAUAUACAAAAGUGCUCAACACAGAGCCAUAACUAAUGCGAAUCGGGCGCGUUUAUCUGUUGCUACGUUUCAUGAUCCUUCCAAGACUGCGAGGAUAGCACCGGCUUCUCACCUUAUUAACCAACAAUCCAAACCGUCUUACAAGGAAGUUGUGUAUGGCCAAUAUGUUUCUUCCUGGUACUCCAAGGGUCCAGAGGGUAAACGAAACCUUGAUGCUCUACUCUGUUAA
Thlaspi arvense is the source of this 1029-nucleotide messenger RNA. Lineage: Eukaryota; Viridiplantae; Streptophyta; Magnoliopsida; Brassicales; Brassicaceae. The record is from the annotation of a GenBank genome assembly.